This is a messenger RNA of Sphaeroforma arctica JP610, 1019 nucleotides long. RefSeq lists its product as hypothetical. Lineage: Eukaryota; Ichthyosporea; Ichthyophonida. The transcript has 2 exons. The coding region runs from base 1 to 975 and encodes 324 amino acids. The record is from RefSeq and is a predicted model, not a curated record.
AUGCAUCCUAACGACAUUACUCUACUCACAGCCGCUGUGCGGUUACUGGAAGACGGGUUCAUACCCAAAGCCUUCGAAGAGGGGGGUAUCAUUGUGAACCCUAAAAAGGAAAAGGCCGGCAAAUUCGGGACGUUUACUGACAUAAGCAGUCAUUGUGAGGAACGGUCACCGCCCCCCACUAUGGUAGUGCAAGAGCUGAUUUCACGGCUAAUUUUGGAGACCAAUCCCGGUCCUGAUUCUGGUGGUUCUUCACCCGGUUCUGAAAAUAACACCUCUGAUGGUGUGGCCAGCCCAGACCCAGACCCAAGCACAAGCCUGGCAGGAGACGAGGUCACUGGCACGAACGAAGUUACACUCACGGAGGAAGCCACGAGUAGCCUUAAGCGCAUGUUUGACAGGUACUCACAGGCGAAGGUUUAUAUGUCCCCCGAGGAUGUAGGGGAAUGGUUAGUUACUAUCAACGGCGUGGUCGGUCGAGGGAGUGAGUUCAGGGCCGCAGUGGCCUGUAUGUCUGGCGGUGGGCGCAGUGGGGAUGGGUCUAACACGAGUGCUAAUCUGUAUGAGAGCAACGACCCUGGUUUAAAAAUAGAUACGGUGGAGGAGGGGAGUAUGAGUGGUGGGGUAGACGGUGAGGGGAGUGCGGUAGCGGACUUGGGCACGCCCGCUCCCGCGGCGUUGCCUAGCAACGGCAGAUUGGCGUGGGAGGAUUUUGAAGGAAUUUACAAGGAUGAGAUCAAAGCAGGUAAGUUCUGGGGAGUGCAACACGACCUUAACGCGUGUGGGUGUCCGUUGCAAGACAGUCCGCAGAGAGAAGGGGAAGUGUUCUCGGGUAGAUAUGAUCGAAUAUACAUAGGUGGUGGCUUACAACCACCAGACAUACUGGCUGUGAGAGAUAGUGUGUGUGACCGGGCCUGUCCCAAUGACGAGCAAGGCAGCGAUCACCUGCCUGUCGGUGUGGUGGUUCGGAUAUAUUAGCACCUCUGUGUGGUAUGGAUAAAUAAAGUUCGGAACUAUUCACA